AUGCAACUACUGGUUGAUAUGGAUGAGAGAUUCUGGAAGAUUGAAGAGUGCAGGAACAAAGAAGUGAAAGCUGAAUGCCUACAGAAAGUGAAAAUAUUGAAAAUCAAAUAUCGCUCAUACGUGACUUUUCUCUUCAGCUGCGGUCUCUCAUAUUUUUACGGAAGAUUGAUCGAAAACAGAUUCAUGAACCUCUCAUUUCUCAAACCAAAAAAAGAUCAAUGUGGUCUUUGCAAGUGUUACAGAGAAGGAUCGGAAGAAGUAAAGGCUAAUUUGGAAAAGGAGUACUUGGCCCACAUUUUAGAAAAGGAAACGGUAAGAGAAAUAAAGAAUAGCUGCAAAGAAAAAGCUAAAAAUGAUACAAAGGUGCUACAUUUGAUCUCCAACAAAACAGCAGUCGAAGAUAAUUUGAUCUUCGAGUCUUACCUACCAGAGGGUGUCCCAUUUUGGGUUAUGUUCUUAUGGAUGCAUAUCCCUAGCUACGGCUUAUCGCUGCUAGAUAUUACUAUAGAUUGCACCGUAUUCAGCAUCAUGUCACUUACUGCCAUACAGUUCAAGCUUUUAGCAUACGAGAUGCAAAACAUUUUUGCAGAAGCUACUGAUUAUUUCACCAUAAAGGAUAAUUUCAAGACUCUCUUAAACGACACCUUAUCAACAAUGAUGCUUAUGUACCUUGGAAUGGUUAUAUUGAUUCUGUGCCUAGAGAUGUACUAUAUUAUGACUAUGGAUUCUUUCCAAGAAAUCGCCCGUGCAUUUUUUUAUGCAGCAUUGAUAUUCUUCGAGUUCCUCAUUUGUUAUUGCGUUCCUUCCCAGGACAGAUGGUACGAGCACGUGGGUAGCACCGCACCAUACGGUAAAGCAAUGGUGUUACUUCAAGGAAAAAGUCAAAUGAGUGUCAUGCUCACAGCUGGUGGCUUUCUCAACAUGGACCUGCAAACAGGACUAGCGACUUUGAAGACGAUGGUUUCCUACAGCAUGUUUUUGAAAACUAUGGCGGGGCUUGAAGAUGACAUGAAAUAA
Molecule: messenger RNA, 1017 nt
Organism: Acanthoscelides obtectus
Lineage: Eukaryota; Metazoa; Arthropoda; Insecta; Coleoptera; Chrysomelidae
Source: the annotation of a GenBank genome assembly